Messenger RNA from Rotaria sordida, 2565 nucleotides. NCBI's taxonomy places the organism in Eukaryota, Metazoa, Rotifera, Eurotatoria, Philodinida, Philodinidae. The record is from the annotation of a GenBank genome assembly.
AUGGCACGACCAAAGAUAUCUACGGAAGAUAUUUCUCGAUAUAAUCAUUUAUUUAAUCGAGAACGAGUUAAUCUUGAAUCACAUCAGUUAAUUUGGCUAGAUGCAAAUUGGAAAAAAGAUAAAACUACAUUAGAAAAUUUACGAAAAAUUGUCGAUUAUACAAAAAUCUUUGAUAAUAUGGAUGAAUGUUUGGUUUAUAUAAACCAAACUGAUACUACAGUUACAUUUUUAAUUUGUUCUGGACAAAUGGGCGAGACCUUUACGUCAAAAGUUCAUCAUUUUGAUAGUAUCUAUGCAAUUUAUAUUUAUUGUCAGAAUAAAGAGUACCAUCAAAAGUGGGCUUCAAAGUAUUCAAAAGUAAGACAAGUUCACAAUUCACUUGAACAUUUAAUAAACGAUCUUACAGCUACUGUUCAAGAGUAUAAACAACAUGAAAACACAAAUCUAUUAGGUAAAGGACAAAAAGAGGCAACAACAUCUGCAGCAGCGUUUUCUUGGUGGGAAGAUUUUAUUGAUAUGCUUAUCCUUUUACCAUAUCCAGAAGAUUAUCAAUCUAAAUUAAUUAAUUUAUUAAAAAAUUAUUAUAAUGAUAAAGAAGAAGAAAUGAAAAUUCUCGAUGAAUUUUCAUCUACUUAUAAAUCUUCAAAUGCCGUUCAUUGGUAUACACGAGAAACGUUUCUUUAUCGUAUAAUGAACAAAGCUCUUCGACAACAAAAUACCGAACUUAUAUUUUUAUUCGGUUUUUUUAUACAAGAUUUAUCUCGACAAGUCAAAUUUGAAUAUGAAAAUUUUAAAUUAUUAAAUUUAAAAAAACCUAUUAUAAGUUUGUACCGUGGGCAAUUAAUGUCAAAAGAUGAAAUUGAAGAACUUGCUUCUGGUAGUGGUGGUUGUCUUGGAAACAAUUGUUUUUUUUCAACAUCUCUUCAGCGUUCUUUAGCAUUAUCAUUUCUUCCUCAACCAUCUAAAAUUAAAGGAAAUUUACAACGUGUUCUGUUUGAAAUUCAAGUUGAUAUUCGUCAACCAUGUCGUUAUUUUGCCGAUAUAACUCAUGUAAGUUAUUUUCCACAUGAAUCAGAAAUUUUAUUUACAAUUGGAACAGAAUUUAGAAAAGAAGAAGUCAAGUACAAUCAAAAUGAAGAUCUUUGGAUUAUUCCAUUAGAAUUAAACAAUGAUUAUGAUCAACAUGAUUCGAGAGAAUUUGAAAUAAGUUCUGAAAAAUUUACUAUAAGUAAUUGUUUGAAUAUAUGCACCGAUUGGAACUUUUGUGUUAUGUCAUCAACUGAUAGUAUAAAUUUAAUAUUUGAUGGAUUGAUAGCAUUAUAUCCAAUGUAUAAAGAAUGGAUCUUAGCUGCUCAAUAUCAUUCAUUAGCAAAUCGCAAUGUAGAUUGGGAAGAACGUAAUGUUUCUUUGUUAUUAUCAUACUAUGACAAAGCAUUAAAAUGUUGGAAGAAACAUAAGAAUGAUUCAGAUUUAAAUAUCGAUACUAGUAUUGGAAAAGUAUACAAAGAUAUGGCUUAUUAUUAUGCAUGUUAUAUCAGAGAUUCUGAAAUGUGUUUAAAACAUUAUGAUAUGGCAAUUAAUCAUUUAAAAUUAGCUUUAGAGAAGGAAGUUUCCAAAAAAAGUAUUUAUGCACAAACGAAUAUUUAUCAAAUAUUAAGUGAUACUUAUUAUGCAAAAAUGGAGCGUAUAAUUGACUCUGAAUCUAAAAAUCAUAAUAAUAAUCAGUCACAUAUUACAAUGACAAUUAAAUAUGCAGAAUUAUGUAUACAACAUAUGCUAAAAUGUUAUGAAUUUCCAGAUUUUAAGACUGCUAAACGAUUCAAAGAACUAGCAAAAGUUUACGAAUCAAUUAAGGACUAUGAUAAUGCAUUAAUUAAUUAUGAUAAAGCUCUACGCAUUUAUUUUGAAUUAGUUAAAGAAAUUUCGAGUUAUUUUUAUAAUACAGUUGAUAAAAUACUUGAACUUUGUGCUGUACAUAAAAAUGAUCACCAUACUAAACUGGAAUAUCAAUUAUUAAAGCAUGAAUAUACAUUGAAAAUUGCAGCACCAUCAUCAACUGAUAAUGAUUAUGCUGCUGCAGAAAAAAAACGAGAAAUAGCAUCUAGUUACUAUCGUCUUGGUGAUUUUUAUCAAUCGAUUUAUAAAUAUGACGAAGCAUUAGAUAGUUACCAAAGGGCAUUGAUGAUUCAUGAACAAGAAUUAGAAUCCCAUCAUUAUCAAUUUUCUGGUUUAAUUGAGAAUAUAACAAAUAUCUAUUUUGAACAUAAACACGAUCAUCAAUUAGCACUUAAAUAUCAAUUAAUGUAUCAUGAAUACAUAGUGAAACAGUCAACACCCGAUACUAGAAACGAUGAUCAACGACAAAUUGAUCGUAAGAAAUAUCAAUGUGGUGUUAGUCAUAUCAGUUUAUCUGAUUUUUACGUUAAAAUACAUCAAUAUGAUUUGGCCAAGGAACAUUUAUUAAAAGCAUUGGAUUUGUAUGAAGAAGUUCAAACUAUGACUCUUGAACAUAAAAUUGAAAUCAUUAAUGAAAAGUUAAAAACCGUACAAAAGUUUUUAACAUAA